Molecule: messenger RNA, 2141 nt
Organism: Sesamum indicum (sesame)
Lineage: Eukaryota; Viridiplantae; Streptophyta; Magnoliopsida; Lamiales; Pedaliaceae
Product: BTB/POZ domain-containing protein POB1
Biological process (GO): response to red light
Cellular component (GO): nucleus
Molecular function (GO): protein binding
Source: RefSeq, a predicted model, not a curated record
CUAUAUCGCAAAUAAUUUGAAAAACCCAAUAAAUAAAAGAUAAAACCCCCUCCCCCACGAACUCAAUCCAAAAUUCAUUCGCUUCACAAGAACUCCUUUCCUUUACGUCUGCGUCUCUAUGUUUUCGUCUUCUCCCUCGCGGAAUCUCUCUAAUACAUUUGUAUAGGUCAAGGGACAGGUUUUUGGAUAGGAAGAUUGGUGUGGCGUAGGAAAUUGGAUUUUGUUUGAUCUUGGAACGAUGUCAAUGGAGUCGGGCGCCUUGCCGGACACCGGGUCGCCGGAAUCCUCAUCGGACUUUGCGUUCGCCUUCAACGACGUUAAUUUCUCCGACAGGGUUCUCCGGAUCGAGAUCUUACCCGACACGACCGGAUCCAAACCCGACCCGGAUGACAGCCUCGCUGAUUGGGCGCGUAACCGGAAGCGUCGCCGCGAUGACCAGCUCAGUAAUGCUGAUGAACGGGCAGAACAACGCGAAGAGCAGAUUUUAAAUUGCAAUAUGCCGGAUUUAGAAGAUGGUGUUACUUAUGAAAAUCAAGAGGAGGAAGCUGUUGCUAUGGUUGAGGAGUCACCUGCUGGUGCAGAAACAACAAUCAAUCAGUCCGGUCAAGAAGCCGCUCAGGGCAGUGAAGCAUCCUCUAGCAUGGACUACUCAGAAGUCCAAGUCAAGACUAUACACAUCAGCUCUCCAAUUUUGGCAGCAAAGAGUCCAUUUUUCUAUAAGUUGUUCUCAAAUGGAAUGAGAGAGUCAGAGCAGCGACACGUGACUCUACGUAUCCAAGCCUCAGAGGAAGCCGCCCUGAUGGAUUUGCUGAACUUUAUGUAUAGCAAUACUUUGCCAAGAACUACACCUACAGCUUUAUUGGAUGUGUUGAUGGCUGCUGACAAAUUUGAGGUUGCGUCAUGCAUGAGAUACUGCAGUCGAUUACUGUGCAAGUUAAAGAUGACUUGUGAAUCGGCCUUGCUAUAUUUGGAUCUUCCUUCAACUAUUUUAAUGGCUGAUACAGUUCAGCCGCUGACAGAUGCUGCAAAGCAGUUCCUUGCUGCACGCUUCAAGGAUAUAAGCAAGUUUCAGGAAGAGGUGUUGAACCUGCCCUUAGCUGGUAUUGAGGCAGUUCUUUUCAGCGAUGAUUUGCAGGUGGCUUCAGAGGAUGCUGUUUAUGAUUUCGUUCUAAAGUGGGCCCGAAUGCAUUACCCAAAGUUGGAGGAGAGACGAGAGAUAUUAAGCACGCGCCUACUUCGUUUUGUUCGUUUCCCAUGCAUGACCUGCAGAAAGCUGAAAAAAGUCCUAACUUGCAGUGACAUUGAACCUGAACUAGCCUCCAAAGUUGUUCUUGAUGCUCUAUUUUUCAAGGCUGAAGCUCCAUAUCGACAGCGUUCUCUUGUUGCAGAGGAGGCCAACGCUUCAUUCCGUCGAUUUGUGGAGCGAGCAUACAAAUACCGACCCGUGAAGGUGGUUGAAUUUGAAUCUCCUCGUCAGCAGUGUAUAGUUUACCUUGAUCUCAGGCGUGAGGAGUGUGCACAGCUCUUCCCUGCUGGUCGUGUCUACUCGCAGGCUUUUCACUUGGGUGGGCAAGGAUUUUUCUUGUCAGGCCAUUGCAACAUGGACCAACAGAGUUCUUUUCAUUGCUUUGGGCUGUUUCUGGGUAUGCAAGAGAAGGGUUCGGUAGCCUUUACAGUUGACUAUGAGUUUGCAUCGAGAACAAAACCGUCGGAAGAUUUUGUGAGCAAGUAUAAAGGAAACUACACUUUCACUGGAGGGAAGGCCGUCGGCUACCGCAAUCUCUUUGGCGUGCCGUGGACCGCAUUUAUAGCUGAUGAUAGCCCUUACUUCAUCAAUGGUAUUCUCCAUCUGAGGGCUGAGCUAACAAUCAAGAAAUGAGUAUCUCCAAUACCUAGUGUCUAUAGCUUCCUUAUGAAGUCCUAGACCAAUGUUUAAUUUAGUCGAGGCAAGUGUUUUUUGGAUGGUUAUUACAACUUUUAUAGGGACUUCAGUGUACAUAUUCAUCUGCUGGCAGAAACCUGUAUGUCGGCAGUUUGGUGGAGCGUAAGAGGCUAAAGUUACUUCCGUUAGAGAUGUUUCUGAGGGAAGGAAUCUCAGUCCGGUCCAUCUUAAAUGGAAUACUGGUACAUUUUGCUUUGAA